Messenger RNA from Chelmon rostratus (copperband butterflyfish), 488 nucleotides. Its product is annotated as LIM domain-containing protein 1-like. Bases 45 to 488 code for a protein of 147 amino acids. NCBI's taxonomy places the organism in Eukaryota, Metazoa, Chordata, Actinopteri, Chaetodontiformes, Chaetodontidae. The record is from RefSeq and is a predicted model, not a curated record. Gene Ontology annotation, biological process: regulation of DNA-templated transcription; response to hypoxia; cytoskeleton organization. Gene Ontology annotation, molecular function: transcription corepressor activity. Gene Ontology annotation, cellular component: P-body; nucleus; adherens junction. The transcript is spliced from 6 exons.
GAUGCAGUAAAGCGGUGUACAGUGAUGGGACGGCCUGCCGGGCGAUGGGUCAUUUAUUCCACGACACUUGUUUCACCUGCAGCGUUUGUGGUGAAAUCCUCAGGGGCAAAGCAUUUUAUACAGUUUCAGGAAGAAUCUACUGUGAGGAGGAUUUUUUGUACUCAGGACUUCAUCCGUCAACAGAAGUGUGCAGCAGCUGCGGGUACUUAAUCAUGGACAUGGUCUUGCAGGCUCGUGGGAAAUCCUACCACCCGACCUGCUUUCGCUGUGUCGUCUGCAGACAGAGCCUGGAGGGUCUGCCCUUCUCUGUGGACGCUGACAGCAGGGUUUACUGCGUCAGCGACUACCAAAAGGUCCAGGCUCCUCGGUGUGCUGCCUGUAGAGGGCCGAUACUGCCAACGGAGGGGUCUGCCGAGUCUAUUCGAGUGGUAUCAUGUAACAGGAAUUACCACGUAGAGUGCUACAACGGUGAGGUUAAUCUCAUUUGA